Molecule: messenger RNA, 12938 nt
Organism: Chelmon rostratus (copperband butterflyfish)
Lineage: Eukaryota; Metazoa; Chordata; Actinopteri; Chaetodontiformes; Chaetodontidae
Gene: stard9
Product: StAR-related lipid transfer (START) domain containing 9
Exons: 32
Coding region: 152-10921 (3589 amino acids)
Biological process (GO): microtubule-based movement
Molecular function (GO): ATP binding; microtubule binding; lipid binding
Source: RefSeq, a predicted model, not a curated record
CAGCGGAUAGCAGAAGAGUUUCCUCGCGCACUAACUUUUAUCGGAGUAAAAUGCCAGAAGGCUCGAUGUGCUCACACGGGAAACAUUAUCUUACACCGGCUCCGAGUUAGGCAACUGCUGAGUUGAGUGUGAAAUCCUCCUAAAAGGCAACAUGGCAAACGUUAAAGUUGCCGUACGAGUCCGUCCUCCCAACGCAAGGGAAAGCGCAGAUGGAGGAAGACUAGCUGUACAGGUGGAGGACAAGUUUGUGAAGAUCCGAAAUGUAAAGCUGGAUGGACGUGCAGAUGGUGCUGUGGAUUCAAGGGAGAAGCUUCUGGAGUUUUGUUUUGACUACUGCUACUGGUCGGUGGACCCUGCAGACCCUCACUAUGCAUCGCAGGAGGAGGUGUUCCAGGACCUGGGUGUGUCAGUGCUGUCGGGGGCCUCUGAGGGCUACAAUGUGUGCCUAUUUGCUUACGGCCAAACGGGAUCGGGGAAGACAUACACCAUGAUGGGAACACCGGACUCCAUUGGUUUGACACCACGGAUCUGCCAGGGUCUCUUUAGGUCUGAGGAUACUUUCCCGGGCGCGCAAAACUCAAGCAGAGUGGAGAUCAGCUUCCUGGAGAUCUAUAACGAGCGUGUGCGAGACCUGCUGAGACGAGGAGAGCAGAAGAAGAGAGCCUCCCUGAGAGUUCGAGAACACCCUGAGAAGGGACCCUAUGUGCAAGACUUGUCCCAGCAUGUGGUCUCAGACUGCAAGCAGGCCAUGGACCUUUUGGAGGAAGGCAUUGCCAACCGGAUCACGGCAGCAACCCACAACCAUGAUGCCAGCAGCAGAUCCCACGCCAUCUUCACCAUCCAGUACACACAGGCAAUCCUAGAAAAUAACCUCCCCUCAGAAACUGUUAGCAAGAUUAACUUGGUGGACUUGGCUGGGAGUGAGCGAGCAGACCCCCACUACUGCAGGGAUAGACUGACAGAGGGCUCGAACAUCAACAAGUCGCUGGUCACUUUGGGCAUCGUCAUAUCUGCUCUUGCCCAGAACUCCCAGAUGUCAAGCAGCUGUCAGAGUAUCAACAGUAUGGCCUCUGAGGGCGAUGGCAGCACGGUGGGAAGCCACAGCAGCUCCCUGUCUGGAGGAGGAGGAAGGAGACACUGCUUCAUCCCAUACAGAGACUCUGUACUAACCUGGCUACUGAAAGACAGCCUGGGCGGCAACUCCAAGACCAUCAUGAUUGCAACGGUCUCACCCUCCGCCAACAGUUACAACGAGACCCUCAGCACCCUGCGCUACGCUGCCCAUGCCAGAAAUAUUGUCAACAAGCCUCGGGUUAAUGAGGAUGCCAAUGUUCGGCUGAUCAGGGAACUGAGGGAAGAGAUUGACAGGCUGAAGAGCAUGCUGCUCAGCUUUGAAAUGCAGCGUAAUCCCAGUCCAUCCCUGAGCGAUGAGAGGGAUGGAAACCUUUCUGACAUUGUGCUGCAGAAUGAACUAAAGGUGGAGCAGCUGACGAAGGACUGGUCGGAGAGCUGGAGAGACAAGAAGGAGCUGUUGGAGCAGUACAGUGUGGACAUCAACAGGGACCGGGCUGGAUUCCUCAUCAGUUCCCUCCAGCCACACCUGGUUACUCUGGAUAGAGACGUUCUCAGCACUGGGGUCGUCUUCUAUCACCUCAGGGAAGGAGUUACCCACAUUGGACCUCAGGAACAGUUUGAAGAACCACAAAUAGUUCUGCAGGGCAAUGCCAGCUGUGAGAUUGAAAACCGUGGAGGUGUGGUAACGCUGAGGCCGCUGCCGGGCUGCGUCUGCCUGCUCAACGACCGAGAGGUCACCGAGCCCUGCAGACUGGCUCAAGGGACGGUGAUCACCUUGGGAGGAGUGCAUAAGUUCCGCUUCAACCACCCAGCAGAGGCAGCAGUCCUCCGGGAACGCAGACGGGCCAGUGAAGGUGCUAUGAGCUGCACCUACAUUGACCUUUGCCCCUUGACCCCUGACCACAGUGUCGAAGAAGUGAAGCUUCAAGGGCAGCUGGGUGCCUGCCUCUCCCCCAGUGAGGAACCUCCUGCUAGGCAGCACUUGGAGGUGCAGCAGCGCUACGUGGAGAAUUUGCGACAGGAGAUUCAGGCUGAACAGAGACGGGCUGAGAGAGAGCUUGAGAGGGAGCAGGCCCACCUCCGACAGCAGCACAGUGAGAUCCAGCAGUGGAUUUUGCAGGAAAAACAGCGCCUAUCGACUGUCGAGCAGAGAUUCACCCAAGAGUCUGGAGUCCAAACAGACCUUAUCCCUGCACCGCUUCUGGAACGCCUGACAAGUCAAGCCUCUAAGGACCAGAAAGGUGGGACAGUGGAUCAUCCAUCCCCAGUUGUAAGGGCAAGGAAGAAGGCUGUGCAGGAGGAGCUGCUUAAGCAUCACGCCCUUUGCCGUGCUGAGAGCCGCAUCCGUCGGAAAAAGCUGCACUACCAGCUGGAGAGAAUUGCCCGCAAGCGGCAUCUGUUGGAGGCUAAGAGGGAAUUGCAGCGGCUGGAAAGGGCCCUUCCUCCGGGACCAGACAGCCCAGAGUCUCCUGAGCUGGGGUCCCCCUCAAAGGUCAGGGGAAGACAAUUUGUUUCUCGUAGACACUCAUUCUCGGCAGAUCUUCUGUCCCGACUCUACCCACAGAACACCCCUAUCUUCAGACACUUCCUCAAGAGAAACCGAUCCACGGAGCUGACGUCAAAUUCUUCCCCAAUUUCAGAUUCCAUUGGUAGCAGGAAGUGGGUGUCGGACGAGUGUCUUCCUCGGGAAAGAACCCAGAGUUGUUCCGGUACACUCAUCUCAGGACGAAGUCAAGCCUGCAGGAGUAGAGUAAGCUCCUCUGAAAAUAUCAGACAAGCUGUCAGAGAGGAGCCUCAAGUUCACUCCUGCCGGGAACGACCAGAAAGAAAACCCCUGCUGCCAAACCGAGACCUGUCUUUUAGGAAAAGAUCAGAUCAGGGCCCAACAGUUAAUCUCAAGUCACCAGUUGGAACUUUUUUGCAGCCAGUCAGCAAAGAAAAUAUACAAGGACCCACAACACACAACCCCAGUUCUCAGAUUGUCCCUUGCAUGAAUGAGAUAAGUCAACCCCAUGCAGGUAACAACAGACUAGAAACCAUCAGGAAAACUUUCUCUCGUUCUGUGGGGCCCAGGUUAAAAACAGCCCUGUCCAAAGUAUUCAGAAAACCACCAUCAGCUGCAAAUGGAGGACGAGGCCCCAAACCUCUGGGGAGGAUAGCAAGCAAAUUUCGCUGGAGACAAAGAGACAGGAGCCUUAAAGAUACCAAGAUGAGCCGAGGCAAAUGUGUUGUGAAAACAGCCGUCUCAUGUGAGGAGCUUGACCAAAGGACUCAGUUUGAGGACAUUAGACAGAGGCGGUGGCAUAGUACCGAGGCUCUGAUGAACAAGACUAGCAGAUGGGUCGAGAGACAGCAGGGAUUGGUGGGAUGGGAGGAGGAGCAAGAAGGCGGUAAUGAAGGAAUGUCAGACUGUGAGAGUCUUUUCUCUCUCGAUUCCCUGUCUUCUGCUUAUGCGACAGCCCUAGCAGAGCAGCUGAGACACGAGGAAGCAGCUCAGAGCGAAGCAGAGAGCGAAGACAGUCAGAUGUCGAAAGAUUCAUUGGCUGUGGAUAGCAGUGGGAAAUACUCAGCAGUGGAGAGGCUUAGCCAAACACUGGUGCCAACUUACUCACUGAUGACAGAUUGCUCCCAUUCGUCCACACAGCACAAUAGAACAGCAGAAAUCAGUUUAGACUGGGACAGCUGUCAGAAAGCUCAGGUAAUCUCAGCAGAGGCGUAUUGGAGCCAGCAAAGCUCCCCAAAAUCAAGACACAGUGGUGCAACAAGGAGGCCUCCUUCCCAAAACCCAUUAGUAGCAGAUUCCAGAGGCAGAGACGCUGUACACAAAUUGAUUGAGGAGUUUGGGAACAUGCAGACCACAUCGUCCAGCAGCCCACGCUCUCUGAGCAGCUGCAGUGUGAGGGACUCAGAAAACUUCCUGGCGCUCACAGAUGCCUGGUCCUCCACUGAUGCAGCAGACAGUCCCAGGAUUCACAGAGAUUCUUUGCCUUUCCAAAGAAAAAUGAUGUUCAGAGGUAUAGAGAGCAGCAGCAACAGCAGCAGUCCCAGUCCAACCAGUAUGAACCUUUCAGACCCUCAGACUGGAUCUGGAAGAUGUGGCUCAACAUCCACCAGCACCGAAGGUGUAAAUGUAACAGUGCAGGAACACAGUCUUGAAUUUUCAAGGGGCACAUCAGAAACAUUAGAUUUUCAAGACUCUCAGAUUGUAAAAACAGCCGGUGAAUCCCUGAAGGAUGUACGAUGUUGUGGUGAGCAAUCAGAGGGACACAUUGAAAAUGUGGGGAAGGCAGGUAUAGACACUCCAGGCUACAGCAACAACAAAAGUCCACCAUCCUUACUGACCUUAGAUCAAACCUCUUGUGUGUCACCCUCUGAAAUCCACCGCACCAAACAACAAGCAUCACAAGGACAAUUGCUUCAGGUGUUCACAGAUGUACAUGACAUGGUGGCUGCUGACAUUACAAAGUCAUGUGACACUGAAAUGUGUACGUCGCAUCAUCAAUCACUGAUGCAGUUCUCUAUAAGUCCUACAAACCAAGGCCAAGUAUUGAACAAGAUGUGUGUCACUGCAAGUGCCCUCAGACCUCCCACUGAAAAUGAAAUACUAUGCAAUCUUGAUGGUGCAACAGAGAAGUUGAAAAAUACACAGCAGUAUGAGUUUGGAAAUACCAAAUAUGUAUCUUUUACAAGGGACAGAACGUCAGAUAAGAUUGAAACCAAAGGCACUGAACAGUAUAUUGCACUACAACAGGAGCUUGUUAAGUCUGCUUGUAAAAAUUCCAGGAAGAGGAACAAAGAACGCCAGGAUGCUUUCAUUGGCAGCCUGAAAAUCCCAAAAAGGAGCAACAGCAAAGAAUUGGUAACUUUCCCCUCUGCACCAGUUGGCAGCCAGGAAGACACUUGGCCUGAUGACAAUAAUAACACGAGUGACUCAAAAGGGGAACAAUCUUCUGUGGAAGCUGACAGCCCCGGAUUUGAUUCUGUUUGUGUUGAUGGCAGCAUUAGACACGACACAGUGGCUUCAGUGGUAUCGCCAGUUUCUGAUCCCAUAUGCAAGAAACUUGGAGGUAGCUGUCACACCUUUGAGGACUAUGAAAAUCAUGACUGUAGUUCUCAGAGUGGUACCUCGGCGGGAAAGAGAAAAGUAGUUGAAAAGGGAGAUGUAACAAUAAAGGUAGUAGCCGCAGAAACAAAAGGGGGGGAAUCCCAAAAUGACAUCCCCGUAAAACAUCAAGAAAGUAGAAAACAUUUAUGCAGGUCAGAUGCCAUAUGUAGCGCCAUUGAUCUGAGAAUCUCAGAAGUGGUGAAAGAGCACAUGAGAUUGUCAGUGAUUAGCAGAGAUGAUGACAAAAAGAGCAGGAGUCAAAGCAUGAGCACCUUGUCAUCGUCCGCAUGUCAUUUUGGCUGUAAUAGGUGGAUAGAAAGAGAGCUGAGAGAGGAAAUGAGUGCUCAGGUGAAAGAUGGACCAGUCCUUGGGGAACACCUGUCACCGGAAAGGAUGACAAGUGAUAAUAGAGUGGACAAAAAAGAGCACCUGACGUCAGAUCUGCCAGCAGAAUUGAGGACUAGCAAAGAGAGCAACAUGCUUAAAUCUACUGAGGCGACGCAGAUUGACCAUGCUCAUAACAUUUCUGAUAUAAAAUUGAAAUCUGCCAGAAACGGCGACUUUCAAUCAGAUCUUCCACUUGAGAGUCAUGGAAAGUGUGGGCACUCUGGCAGCCCAAUUCUGCUACCAGUCAGUUCGUUUUCUCCUAGUGAUUCCUCUUCAGGAAGAAAAUGCAUUGAUUCUCUAAACACAGUGGAGAAAGAUGCUGUAUUUCAGAAAAUGAAUAACUUAGGUAAACAAAAAGUCACAUCUCAUCUUAAUCUGAUCAUCAAUGAUACAUGUUUCAAUGAAUUGGACACUCAGAGCUGUUUGGAUGUCCCUGCUGUGAAUCCUGAUUUAUCUCAACUUCACCAAAUACCCCAUGAAUCACCUUUCACCCUGGGUGAUACAAAAAAAAACUGUGGCUGUAAUCAUGUAAAGGAUGUCGACAUGGAUGCCACAUCCAGUGUUGCUGAAGACUGUUUGUACAAACAAAACUCGCCAGGGACAACACAACGUUUCCAAAAUAGUCUUUACACAUCUGGAGUCAUUGAAUUAUUAUCUGAUGGAGGAGGUCUUCAAUUCAGAUCACAUGGACAGAACACACCCACUGAUGAGAACGCCUCUGUGAAAGGGUUUGUUGUUACUCCUGGCUGCGAUGGAAAUGGUGAAACAGAGAAUUCAACAGGAGGUAAACCUUGUGUCACAGCCCAGGAUCAGUUCACUUCUCCACAGACUCAGACUUGUGUUGUCAAUUUGAAUUACAACAACAGAUGCCAGUAUUGUGACAUGAAAAAUGACAAAGAGACAUUGCCCCACCAAUCUGAAGCACAAGUUCCAGAGAUUUCUGCAGCGUCCAAAUAUGAAGCAAGUGUUUCUUGUUCUGUGCAGCCACAACACAAAAUACCACCUGGAAAUGCCAUCAGAAAUGCAAGUUGCUGUGGAUCAAUGAUGUCCAAACAGGUUGCGCUAAACACAUCUGGUGAUAAACAGGAUAAUUCUUCUCCUAUAUCUAAGAAGGCCAAGUCUAAGAGGUUCAGAAGGUCUAAGAUCCACACUCAUCCCACCUCUUCCUCUGAGUCUUCUCUUAAGUCAUCAGAUGAGGACGAGGACGAUGACAAAACCACCAGAGUGCAUCAUAGCCGGCUCUCAUCGAAAUGGGUAAAGCUUGGCGCUCAGAGUAAUGGCAAACAAGAGGCCAGACAGGCUAGAAGUAAUGCUGCAGAUACCUCUACUACAAUGUCAGCGAGCAGAUCUAAAAUGAAGACUUGCUCUGCUGGAACUCAAGGUAAAAGCGAGCUUAAAGUUAGAGAUCACACCCAGAAAAGACACUCUUUACCCCCUCAAUCAACGUCACAAAAGACAAAUGUUGAAAAAUACAUCUCGUAUGCAAAGAAAGGUGAACAACAACAUGCGCUGAUGUCUCAGUCCAUGAUGCAUUUUGCCUCCAGUGACAUCAACCCUUUUGUUCACCAGUGGCAAGACGAUGACCCAAACCAACACUGUUAUAAGAACCCAGCAUUCGGAAGUGCUGCUGACCUCUCCUGUAAAUCUCCUCUUUUGAACAGCACUGAGAAACGCAUAACAAGAUGCUGUAGUGUUGACAAUGGUUUGAACGGGCAGGAUUCGCCUUUCAAUUCCCAUCUGAGCACUUAUGCCACCAACAAGGGCCUCUCCAGUACACUUAGCAGUGUAGAGGAUUAUAAAGAACAAGUAAAGAAAACAUUUGAGCUUACGCCCUGCCAACCAGCAUCUGUUGAUAUUCACAAUCAUCUAGCCAAUCUGACCGUGACCAGCAGUUCUUCAAGUAACGAUGUUCCUGGUGGCUUUGGUAACAGCUCCAGUCAGGUGGACGAAAUUAUGUUUGUGUACUCGUCUGAACAAGAGUCCCAGGAAAGCAAAACCCAAAGGAGGAGGACGUGUGACGAGGGCACGCAAACUGAGCGUGGUCUUCAGAUGGUAAAUAUUCGUAAUGGAAGUAGUGCUCCAAAGAGGAAAGAGCGGCACAGAAGGAGCGUCACUGAUGUUCCUACAGCGCAGAAAACCAAAGUGGACGUAAAAGAAUCUGCUACGUGGGCCAGUAUGGAAAGCAUGUCGGCUCACCUGUCAAAGCUGAUCGACAGCACCUCAGACCUGCUGGGGGACGUCCAGGAAAUGAGAACAGGCGAAGCCCUCAAGUCCAGUGCGAGGAGGAGUGCCAACGUGUCAAAUAUCAGCACCUCUUAUUGUGACUCUAAUGACUGCACCAAGAGAGACUGCUCAACUCAAACAGCAGUAGAUGUUGGGAUCCAGACAGAAAGGCCUUCAGUACUAGCAGAGAAUCAAGUCGCUGUUAAUCAGACACCCGGUGAAAGGUCCAAGUCUCAUGAAGUCAGUGUGAUCGUCAAAGUGAUCGGUUCUGAGGUGGUCAGCGUGUCUCAAGACAAUAAUGUUCACUGUGUUGUGAAGAGGACAGCAGAUGAAAAGAUGCAGAGCAUGCCCGACCUGAGGUUUAACACCUCCGCUGCAGCGUCCCGAGCAGAGAGUGGCCCUCUUAAAACAAGCCCUCUAAAGACCGCCGGUGAAUGUCAAAGACGUGUAAGAUCUGCAUCCUCUAGAGGCUCAAAGCGAAGUCCACCGGAAGCACUGUCCCACAAAGGUGCUGCAGUAUCUGAAAUCACCUGCAGAUCAUCAAAAAACGGCUACCAAGAAAGUCUCAGCCCCUCUUUAAGAAAUGACCUGUCACUUUUAAAGAAGCAAGCUACAUAUACAGACCGGGCAUCAUCUCCAAUUCUGACUGUGGGAGCAAGAUUACGCAUGAAUCAGAGAAGAAGCCAGUCAACAUCGUGUUUUCGAAAACAUCAGGAUAGAAAUAAAGACAACAAUUCAAAGAAAGACAGCCUCACUGUGCCUUCUAGCAAACAAUCAGAAUGCACAGCUGUUUCAGAGGACGAUCGAAUGUCCAGAGAGGACUGCGAUGUUUCUUGUAAAUCAGAGUCUGUAUCACUUGAGAAGGUGAGUGAAAUGAGUUGCUCAACCCCUAAAGGCUCUGAUAAGUGUUCUAUAAGCCUUAGUUCAUCAUUGGAUAGAUACACAGACACUGACAUUAGAAAUUUUGCAGAUGAAGACAAGGGGCCCAAAUGGCAGAAGACCUCUGAGCAGUGGAGGACUUCAACAAAACUUUUCACUAUGCAGGACCACAUCUCUCCCAUAUUAAGACCAGCUGAUGUGCACAAACAGCAGGCCAAAGCCAGACCUGAUAAAACAGCAAGCUACGCCAGACCUGCAGUUGAUUCAAUAGAUUUUUGCGCUGGUUCCUACAAUCCAUCCCCGGUCAGUGACAGGACUGUUCAGCUUCAAGAGGACGACAUGGUGUCACUGGCACCGAGCGAGUGUAACACAGAUGUCCUCGUGAACAUUAAACCUGUCACCAACGUGUCCCCAUGUCAAGACCACCGGGUAGUCCCAGAGGAUCUGCCCAUGCACAACAAGUUCACCAACUGGACUGGCAUCAGCCAUCAGCAAUCAAAACCCUCUAACAAACUGGCCACAUUUCCUACCAAAGACCACAACAAGAGCAGACUCUGCGCUGAGUGGGGCGAGUUAGAGAGCUACGGCUCGAAUGUAGAGUCCAUGGCACAGAGCGACAGAAGGGCGAGAGAGAUAGAGAGGCUGCGACAGGAGAGGGAGCAGGUGAUGGCGACGGUCAACCUCAACAUGAACCCAACACCGCUGACCGUAGAGCUGACAGAAGCCAAGCUGCAUUACGGCCUCGGAGAGACGGAUACGCUGUUAAAGAUGCUGACCCCGAGGUCCAAAGAAGAGCUGGAGCCACCAACCUCUGCGCCAACCAAACAGCAGCUGUAUGAUAGACACCGCAGGAGUAUCGAGGGUCUGAGGCAGGAGAGGGAGGAACGUCUCCAGACUUACAGGAGAGCUCGUAGUCUGAGUCCCAGCAAACAUCCUCGCUCCUCUCCUCAGGAGGCCAUUUCGACCUCCAAGGUGUCUGCCGCCAUGCCCAGUCGGCGUAAAGAAUACCUACAGCAGCUUCGCCAAGAGGUGAUAGACAGCACCAGAAUACCAGACCCUCCACGAGGAGAGGACCAGUAUCCAUCUGACAUUGAGCAGCUGUUGCGGGACUAUGGUCGAGCCCGGGAGGAGGCCAUGACAGAGAUUGCGAAGGCGCGAGAGCGAUUGCGAGAGAGGACGGAGCAGGAGAAGAGGAGGCUUCAGCAGCAGGCCCUGUCUCAGGACAUCAGGGAUGACCUGAAGCACCGGACGAGGAUCAGCAACAGCACCUUGUGCACAGGAUCGAGCCUGAGUCUUUCCUCUGGACCGACAUCAGGCUACAACAGCGGCAACACCGCCCAGCAUCAGCAUGGCAACAGACCCCUUCUGGCUGGACAGAUCGCUGGGUUCCAGGAUGAAGGGCUGAAGGUCAGGGCACGUCCUCCUAUAUGUGGUCCUCAAAGUGUGAAGACACAGAGAGCCUGGCUUUCUGCCCACGAUGUCCACCUUGACCUUCCUGUCACCGGCUUUGAGCCCCUGAUGGCCUCAUCUCCAUCACCCCCAUCUUGUACACGUCAACGCACCGCCUCCUUUGGAUCCUCCUCUUCCAUAUCAACAACCUAUCAGGAUAUCACAUCUAGUCUCCUCGGUCGAGCUCUGGCUGAGGUGCGACUAGCUUCUUCUGGGGAUUUGGGAAACUUGCUAAUGGGCAAGGCCACAGCAGGCUGGAGGUACCAGGGAGAAGAACGAGGUAUCCAGGCUUACUACAAGCCCUCCUCCAGCCCAUCUGUCCAUGGUUUCCUCGGGGCCGGGGAGCUCGACAGACCACUGGACAGUCUGUGGAACAUAAUAUGCCAGCUGUCCAAGAGCCACAUGUAUAAUCAGUCAGUCCGUUCUGUCUGGACACGACCACUAGAUGACAGCACUCAGCUGGUUUACAUCCUGACAGAUCCGUCCACCUGCCACCUCAGCCAGCCGCGAGACUUCUGCUGCAUCAGCACGGAGUCCAAACAGGCUGGCCUGCGCGUGCUGGCGGUGCAGUCUGUGUUCGAGGAGUCUCUGCCCCGUCCCAGUGUGGACGCCGUCCGAGGGGAGAUGAUGCCCAGUUGCUGGGUCCUGCAGCCAAUUAGACGUAGUGGACAGGAAGUCACCAGGGUCAUCUACCUGCUACAAGUGGAUGUUGGAACGCCAUCUUUUCCCCACCGCCUGUUGAACGCUGUUGCCAGACGACAGGCAGCUGUCAUCGCCGAUCUUGACGUCUUCCUCGCGCCGUGAAUCCACAGGAUGACGACGCAUUAGCAGUGAGCACUUAGACUGACCUGUAUCCAGCACGGAGUUAGUCUGUCCUUUGAAUUUGCACCUGAAAUGUAUGUACUUGACUGCUUUUUCAUUGUAAGAGCACUGUUAUAUUGUUACAAAGCUGAAGCAGCUUUUUUGUAUGAAGGUAUUUUUCUAAGAUAUUGAAACUGUAUUUUUAUAUUUUUAUGCUUGUAACAAUCAUACUCCUAUUUUACCAAAGAUUGAUUAGAAGUCGAAGUGAGCGACUGGGCACAUUUAGUGUAUUUCACUUAGGUUAAAACAGCUUCAUAAUUAACUAUCAGAGGCGGCAAAGUUUCCCACCUUAUCCAUUUAUUCAUUUGAUGAAAGAGGGUAAUUAUUCCAUUCUAACCUGAUAAGUAUCAGCCAUUUAGCUGCCUGUUGGAAAUAUGGUGUCUAUUCAUUUCUAUCAUAUUGUAAUGAGGACAGCCAAAUAUGUUAGUUAACAAGGUCAAUAUCAUAGCUAGAGAACCUUUGAAUUAAACUUUAAAGUCGGUCAAUAGAUAAUCCAAGGUUACUCUGAUUUGAUGUAUAUUUAGUAUGCAUGUGUGUUUUCGCCAGUGUUUACUUUCUAUCUAUCAGAGAUAGAUAGAUGCAGCCAGUUUUGGAGCUACAAGGACAUGUAAACACCCCUGAGACUCAGACGACAUACAGAACGCAGCAUCGCUUUGUUCCGGAUCUGCAUCAAGCAGUUUUUGCAAAUACUUAAAUGCCUUGUUUUUUUUUAGCCUGCUUAGGUAGAUGAUGGGGCGGAUAUAUCUGAUAUGACAGUUAAAUGAAAGCUGGAAGAUUGAGACACAACUUAACAUACAAAGUUACUUGAAGGUGAGUUUAUUUAUGAGAAACAUCUAAACAUAUAUGAAGGAAAUAUUUGUAAAUGCCGUUCAGCCCUGAUUUGUUAGAGUACAUGUACGUACGUUAUUCCUCAGGCACUUCGUGUUUUAACCACUCAAAGAUCUUUUCUGCAGUAAAUGAGUUUGUAAGAGACUGUGUAAGAGUUUUUAGGGGGGAUGGGGUCAGAAAAGGGGAAGCCCUAGUCAUUUUCAUACGUUUUUCAUUCGUUUGGGCAUAGUACGGUCGUGUAUUGAAGGAAAGCUAUGAGAUAUUUUAGUUACACUUUGUUUGUCUGUGUAGGCACAUUUUCAAACGGCUCAGCUGCACUUUGUCCAGAAAAAGUUUUGUAGCGAAACAGGGAGGGGGUGAAAGUCGAGGACUUCUUGGAUACAAGAAGUCAAAGGGCGGGUAGUGAAGUGUCCCACCGGCUGCAGGGAUGAGGCUCUGCAGCACACCCUGACCUCUCACCUCCCUUUAUACCAUUAUUAAAGCGGCGGUAAGAUAUUGACACAGUAUGGUACCCCAAAUCUGCAUAAGCUCAGUUUUAAGGCCUUUUGCUGUCACCUGUUUCUGAAGUCUGUCCUAUUUAUUUUGUUCCUCUUGCCUUCUGUUUGAAAUGCUCUUGAAUGUGUUUUAUAGUUGUUGUUUUUUUUUAAUGAACAAAGCGUGGGGCUGUGUUUUGCAGCUUCUUGCACUGUUGAUGCAUUCAUUGAUGUUACGUAGUAAAAAAAAUGAUGUUUUUUUUUUGUUUGUUUGUACAGUGUUGAAACUAUGCAGAAGCUGAUGAAAAGCAGAAUGUUCUCAGUCAAAGCUGGAUCAGCUCAAUCCAGAUAUGAAGCCAUAUUAUUUACAGUAGCUGAGGGUCAGGACUGUGUUUAACGAUGUUCCCGGGGGAACCAAAGAGAAGAGACGACAAUACUGAAGACACAGAGUGAAGGAACAUAGUGACAACUUUUUGUACUGACUUCUUGUUGUCUAUAUAUAUUUUCAGUGCUCAUUUCAUUGUGUAAAAAGCUUUGUUAUUUAUGUUUUGACGAUAAGUCUUAAAUGUAUUUUAUUAUAAACACCCUGCUUCCUGUUGCUAAUACGAUGUCAUUUGGACCGUGUGUUUGGCCUUUUUUUAAAAUAUAAAUACACAAAU